Messenger RNA from Ambispora gerdemannii, 259 nucleotides. NCBI's taxonomy places the organism in Eukaryota, Fungi, Glomeromycota, Glomeromycetes, Archaeosporales, Ambisporaceae. The record is from the annotation of a GenBank genome assembly.
AUGGCAUCAACUACUCAACAACCACCACCAACACAAGAACCGGCAUCGCUACGUAGCAAAAAAGAUGCAAAAUUUCCAAAACCCAAAAUAUCCGUCCACGAUCCACUCCACUUGAUUAAACGAGUUCGUCACUCGAUUCGUAAUUUUCCUCUGGAGUUACUUCCAUUAGCGGUUGUAGUUACGGCAGGACUAAGUGGUGCUACGUUUGCCAUGAUUCAUAAAUGGUAUACUGAUCCUAAUCUGAGAAAGUUUCCGAUGA